Messenger RNA from Cordyceps militaris CM01, 858 nucleotides. RefSeq names its product hydrolases or acyltransferases (alpha/beta hydrolase superfamily). The transcript is spliced from 4 exons. The record is from RefSeq and is a predicted model, not a curated record. Lineage: Eukaryota; Fungi; Ascomycota; Sordariomycetes; Hypocreales; Cordycipitaceae. Bases 1 to 858 code for a protein of 285 amino acids.
AUGCACCAAAUUCAGAUCAUCGUCAAUGGUGCGUUUGCUACCACAUGGAUCUACGGUGGAUCUGCGGAUGGUCUUGAUGAAGUUGCAGGCCUGAAUUACGUGCUGCGAGCGUUCUCGAAUGAAAUGACCGUCUUCGCCAUCUCUGGCCUGCCCGCGUCGUGCGAGACGUGGUGCCGCGCCAUCGGCGACCUCACCUCCGGCACCACGCCCCUCAUCAUUUCGCACGGCGGCCCCGUCGCCAGCUACGAGUGCCUAUCUUCCAUCGCCGACCUCACCGUGCCGCUCGUCUUCUACGACCAGCUCGGCAACGGCCAGUCGACGCACCUGCGCACCAAAAACGGCGACGAGGCGUUUUGGCUCGUUGAGCUGUUCACAGCCGAGCUCGAAAAACCUCUUGCGGCACCUCGGGCUUGCGGGCCGGCCUGCAGCCACCUCCGACGGCUGGUCAUUGCAAGAAGCUCGGCGAGCAUGGAUGCCUGGCGGAUCAUCAUCACCACGCUGCGUGACAUGAUGCCCGCUAAGGAAUGGGCUGUGUUUGACAAGGCCGACGAAACGGACGCGUAUGAGGGCGCCGAGUAUGAAGCCGCCAUUGACGUCUUUUACCUGCGCCACCUGUCCUUCGUAUGGACCGAGGGAGCUGACCAUUACCGGCUCAUUGCGGGAUUAUACCGUGGUACAGCGCCCACGUUGCUCAUCAAUGGCUCCGAUGAUGAAGCGCAGGGCGUGGCCAAGCAGCCCUCUUUCGACUUGCUCGGCCAAGUCAAGUGGGUGACGCUGGACAAGGCGGCGCACUUUUCGCAUGUGGAUCAACGAGAGAAAAACAUGCAGCAUGUCAGUGCUUUCUUGGCAGCGGCAUAG